This is a messenger RNA of Olea europaea var. sylvestris, 1959 nucleotides long. Its product is annotated as xylulose 5-phosphate/phosphate translocator, chloroplastic-like. Lineage: Eukaryota; Viridiplantae; Streptophyta; Magnoliopsida; Lamiales; Oleaceae. Gene Ontology annotation, biological process: transmembrane transport. Bases 122 to 1393 code for a protein of 423 amino acids. The transcript is spliced from 2 exons. Gene Ontology annotation, cellular component: membrane; Golgi apparatus. The record is from RefSeq and is a predicted model, not a curated record. Gene Ontology annotation, molecular function: phosphoglycerate transmembrane transporter activity; antiporter activity; triose-phosphate transmembrane transporter activity.
UUCCACACCAACCUUCCGAUUAAGUAGCCAGCUUCAACUCUUCAACAACCCUCAAAUAUCCGGCUUCUUCACUUCUCAGUUGCAGAGAUUCUUAUACUCCUCCUUGCUUUUUAAUCUAAAAAUGUUGUCUUUGAAUCUUUUUCCUUCCUCAAAUGUCAAUUUCUCUAAAUCCAGUCAUAAGCAUCCCAUGAAUGCUUAUCUUUUGGAUCCAAAUCUUGUGAACAGACACAAAAAUCCACAGUUUGUCUUUCAUCCAUUCAAAAAACCCACUUCGGAAAUUAAUAUUGGAGUCCUAAUUAGGCAUUCUGAAGAACCCUUUUGCCAGAUCUCCAAAUCAAGAUCAGAUUUUGGAAAAAUAGUGACUACCCCUUUCGGAUUUUCUUCAAGACUUUCAGCCAGAGCAGCUUCUGGAGCCCCACAAGAAGCCAGCCCAAAUGGUGAAAUUGAAGUGUCAAAGCCGAACAAGAAUCUGAAGUUAGCUUUUAUUUUUGGUCUAUGGUACUUUCAGAACAUUGUUUUUAAUAUUUAUAAUAAAAAGGUGUUGAACAUUUUUCCAUAUCCAUGGCUUCUUGCAUCAUUUCAGUUGUUUUGUGGAUCUGUUUGGAUGUUUAUUCUAUGGUCUCUAAAGCUUCAGCCUGCCCCCAAAAUCAAUAAGUCCUUUAUUGUUGCACUUCUUGGACCUGCACUUUUCCACACUAUAGGCCACAUUUCAGCGUGCGUUUCAUUCUCAAAAGUGGCUGUUUCUUUCACUCACGUAAUUAAAUCAGCAGAGCCUGUUUUUUCAGUAGUGUUUUCAUCUUUUCUUGGUGAUUCAUAUCCAUUAAAAGUGUGGCUUUCAAUUAUCCCAAUUGUUUUUGGUUGCUCCUUGGCUGCUGUCACUGAAGUUUCCUUCAAUUUUGAAGGCCUUUGGGGUGCUAUGAUAAGCAAUGUUGGAUUUGUACUUCGAAACAUUUACUCGAAAAAGAGUUUGCAGAAUUUCAAGGAAGUCGAUGGAUUGAAUUUGUAUGGUUGGAUUAGUAUUAUCUCAUUGCUCUAUCUAUUUCCAGUGGCUGUUUUUGUGGAAGGGUCUCAAUGGGUUGCAGGUUAUCAUAAAGCUAUUGCAACAAUUGGAAAACCAUUGACAUUUUACUUAUGGGUGAUAUUAUCCGGAGUAUUUUACCAUCUCUAUAAUCAAUCGUCAUACCAAGCACUUGACGACAUUAGCCCGCUUACAUUCUCGGUCGGAAACACUAUGAAGAGAGUGGUGGUAAUCAUUGCUACUGUUUUGGUCUUUAGGAAUCCUGUUAGGCCACUGAAUGCACUUGGAUCGGCUAUUGCCAUAUUUGGCACUUUCUUGUAUUCGCAGGCUACGGCUAAAAAACCGAAAGUAGAGGCGGGAGAGAAGAAGGAUUAGAAAGAUGGUUCUUGUUUAUUUCUUGUUAUGUUUUUUAUAGAACUUGAACUGCUGUCUUUGUUCGAGGUGAACUAGUCCCUUGAACUUGUAGGAUGAAAUUGAGCCCUCGUCUGGCCGUGAUUUUUCAAUGGAUUUUCAGCCAUUUUCUUACCGUUGAGUCCAAGUGUGGGUCCCACCAAAGAAAGAGUCAAUCAAAAAUUACGGUCGCAACGGUAGAAAAAUCCAUUCUUUUCAGCCAAUAAUCUGCAUCAUACAGGGCCUGAAUUCGUAGCCAUCAAGGCAAGAGGGACUGGUUUUAUCUUCUUCAUUUUUUAUUUCUUUUAAAUGUAAAUGAAUAAAAGUUACUUAUCUAUUAAUAACUUAGACAAUGCUAUGUGUAUAUAUACCCCCCUCAUAUGGAGGAGAACUCAUAUAUAAUAAAAUAUUCGUGGGUAUCCUUCAAUGUGAGGGAGGUGUAAUCCAUUGUAUACACUUAGCAUUUCCCUAAUAACAUUUAAUUAUUGUGUUUCGACUUUUGGCUAAAACGGAAUGUCUUAAUUGAAUGUGAAAGACAACUCUUCUUUCUA